AUGGAAACUGUCUUACGUGCUAAAAAAGGAAAAAGCAAUUUAUCUACAGCAACUAACUUCUAUAGUAGUGACUAUCAUAAUCAAAAAGAAAUGAUAACUGAAUUAAUUCCAAAAAUUGUGCCAUUGUAUGAUGGGACAGAACUAAAAAUUAAUCAAAAGUUGAUAAUGAAUGGACUAGCUACUAUCUCUGUACGAAAUAUGAGAUCAAAAGAAUAUGUUAUCAAAUGUAUUUCUGCGAUAAUUGCAAUGUCAACACGUUUAUUUUAUACAGUUAAACCGGAUGCAGCAUUAUUAAUAGAAAACCAUUUUUCAAAAAGGCUUUUAAAGCCAAUAGUGCCAUCCAAUCAACAGAACAAAUGGGUUGACAGUUCUAUUACGGAACCCGAAGAAUCAACACUAAAAGCAGAUAAAUUGUGUGUUCACGAUGUGGAAAUAAAAUCUACUCUUAUCGACUGAAUUGAAAGUAUUAUAAAUAAAAUAAAAAAGUUUUCUACGGUGUUUGUAAAUUUAAUUUAUUCAAAAUCAGUAGCCAAUAGGAUUUAGAAUCUUUACUGAAAGUUAGAAAUAUUGGUACAUAGUAAUAACUAAUAAGUAUUCAUUCUUUUUUUAAUGGAAUACAAUUUUUAUUUUAACUGCUUACACACUGGAAAAGUGUAUUAUGUUUGUAUUAACGUACACAAAAAAUKCAUGGGAAUACUUAUGAUACUAAUGAAACAGAAACAAAUUUGUAUUUCAUCAUAAUAUUAUUUUUUGAGUGGAAAUAUUAUUAUUUAUUACUGUUGUAAUUUUUUCAUGAACAAAA
Messenger RNA from Diuraphis noxia (Russian wheat aphid), 802 nucleotides. RefSeq lists its product as uncharacterized. The record is from RefSeq and is a predicted model, not a curated record. Lineage: Eukaryota; Metazoa; Arthropoda; Insecta; Hemiptera; Aphididae.